AAGUGAAAGUAAAAGUACAUCUGUCGAAGACAAAGCGCGUUGAAGUGCGAGAUUUUUGCAUGCACACGAAGAAAUUACACUAAACCAAAACUUACUUCAUAUGUAUAUAUCUCAACUUGUAUUCCUAUUGUAAUCCUUCAUAGCAGUCUUCCUCCUAUAGGGGACCUCGGAUUGCGGUCUGGACUUCCAACUGCAGAAUGGGUGCGCUGAUGACGUAUGCAUGCCUCGUGGCUGCCCUUGGGGCGUCUCUGUGUGUUGCUGCCCCAGUUUCAGGUGGUCUUCAGGUUUCAGUCACGUCCCCUGUCUCAGUGCAGCGAGGACACACGACCACAUUACCAUGCUGGCUCAAUCCACCGCAAAGUGCAGAGGCUUUAGAGGUACGGUGGUACCGUCAGGAUCACUUUGACUCCCCGAUCCUGUUUUACCGAGACAAAAGGUUUCAGGAUUCGUCCCAGUCAGCCUCGUACUCGGGCCGAGUCUCAUUCGGCUUAAAGGACGCGGCGUCUGGGGGGCUCACAGCAGGGGACUUGACCCUGAGGCUAGAAAACGCCACGGUUGAGGAUGCAGGGGAAUACACCUGUUACGUCAGCAGCGAUCAGGGUUAUGACCGUGGGAAUGUCCGUCUCGUUGUGACAGAAAUGGGAACGUCCCCUCUUCUGUCAGCAGAGUGGAAACACGAUCACAUGGUGAAUAUGAGCUGUGAGUCUGAAGGCUGGUACCCAGAGCCGAGUCUGCGCUGGUCCGAUCAGAACCAGGUUCUCAACCCAAAGAGCCUGAAGUACAGCAAAGACUCUUCUGGUCUUCUGUCAGUCCACAGCUGGCUUCUCGUCUCCAGCUCCUCUGAGGUUUCCUGCACAGUAGGCGUCUCUAAUAAAGAGCCAAAGAAGGCGAGAGUGCGCCUGGAAAACCGUCCCCCUCCACCUGAGUCCGGAUUGUCAGCAGCUUUUUGGGUGGCCUUUGCCCUCCUCCUCGUAGCGUUGUUAGUGUUACUCGGUGUGGUGUACUACAAAUGGAGAGAUUAUGAAAUGUCCUAUGUUUCAGAGAAGAAGGACAAAUCAGGAAAUGAGCAUGCUGAUGAGACUGAUGCACUUCUACCAGAAGUUACAAAAUGCAUCCAGCCAACAAAUCUGUCAACAGCUAAAAACUUCAAUGCUAUUGUGACACUUGACCAGAAUCCAACAAAUCCGUGUCUCAAAAUCAAGGGUGGUAUACUGAGAGACGCCCCGGUUGUCUUUCCUGAUGGAGACAAGGUGACCUGUCUCACGGCUAUCAAAGGAACCCCCGGCUUCUCUUCUGGACAACACUACUGGGAAGUUUCUUUGGGGAAAGACGACACUAAUGUAGGUCUCAAAAUGUCCUGGUGGGUAGGAGUUACAACUGCAGCUGUCCUUCCUCAGGAGUCAGGUUUUUCUCCAAAUACCUCCAACGGUUUCUGGUUCCUGUCCUCGUCCCCUGACAGUCCAGAGACCUUUUGGUUUAGCACAGAAGCCAAGGUUUUACUGCCCGUCCGCUCCAGGCCGCAGACGCUUGGUGUGUAUUUGAAUUAUGACGCUGGAGAGCUUUCCUUUUAUAAUGUAAAUGAUGAGAGUCUCAUUGGCACUUUUAGCGCUGAAUUUACCGGUGAAGUUUUUCCAUUUUUCAACCCUGGCAAAGGUGACAGAGGAACUAUGGAAAUAUUACAGAUGGAAAAGGGCCGAUCUAGCGUCGGGGACAUGGAUGAUGUAAGGCCACAAGAGGCCUAAUAUCCAUAGCAACUGCUAUAUGAAAAGCUAUGGGGUCAGUUUUAUGUUUUAGCACUGGAGUUGUAUCAUGUGUUUUUACUUUAUGGAUUCUAUUUAGUUCAGGGAAAUGUGUUGAGUGACUGAAAUGGGUGACUACUCAACAUUUGUAAUUUAAAAGCUGAAA
Messenger RNA from Etheostoma cragini (Arkansas darter), 1905 nucleotides. Its product is annotated as butyrophilin subfamily 1 member A1-like. The record is from RefSeq and is a predicted model, not a curated record. Lineage: Eukaryota; Metazoa; Chordata; Actinopteri; Perciformes; Percidae. The transcript has 10 exons. Gene Ontology annotation, molecular function: protein binding. Bases 198 to 1742 code for a protein of 514 amino acids.